AUGAAUCGAAUAUUGCGUCGCCUCCAUCUCCGGCCGGCCCCAUAUCCCUCCUCUCGACGAAUGCGCUACAUCGCCCUCGCCAUAUUUCUGCUCAUAACCUUGACUUUUUUCCUACCGCUGCACACAAAACAAGACCUAAUCGCGAAUGGCUCAUCGUCACCAUCUAGAUUUCGCAUACAAUUCGCCUUCCAGGGCGAAAGCCGUUCCGCUAAACGCAUUCGACAACACCGCCAGCAGCAGGUGCGUCAAGCAUUCCUGCGCGCCUGGAAAGGAUAUAAGAAAUAUGCAUGGCUACAUGACGAGGUGACUCCGCUUUCAGGUGGACACCGAGACCCCUAUGCGGGAUGGGCCGCGACAUUGGUAGACGGGCUGGACUCGCUUUAUAUCAUGGGGCUGCAAGACGAGUUCGACAGUGCGCUGGAAGCACUAAAGUCAAUAAAUUUUUCAAGGCCUAAUGCCGACCGUGUGCCGGUAUUCGAGACCACAAUCCGAUAUCUCGGUGGCUUGUUAGGGGCAUAUGAUGUGAGUGGUGGUAAGUACCCACUGCUUCUUCAGAAAGCCGAUCAGCUGGGAGAAUUCCUAUUUCAAGCGUUUGACACGCCCAAUGGAAUCCCAGCGCCUUAUUACUGGUGGCAAAGAGGAAAUCAGGGAUUGGAAGGGGAGGGUGGAGUUCUGGUAGCACAGAUAGGGUCUCUAUCGCUCGAAUUCACACGCCUAGCGCAGCUCACAGGGAAACGAAAGUACUUUGAUGGGAUUUCCAGGAUUACAGAUCAUCUAGAUCAUGCGCAAAACAACACCCUUAUUCCAGGUCUCUGGCCUUCCCAAGUCGACACGAGAGGUCCCUCUUUCGACAGUUCAGCCUUCACUUUGGGAGCUUGGGCAGACUCGUUGUACGAGUAUUUACCAAAGGAACAUCUUUUACUUAACGGCAAAACGGAUCAAUACCUACAGAUGUACCGGGCCGCCCUUGAUAGUGCUGUAAAAUAUCACUUUUUCCGUCCCAAAACCCCCGGUGAUCAGGAUAUUCUCUUCCCGGGCUCGCUGGAAGCUAGAGGCAAUGGACAACCCGCUCUGCGGACGGAAGUCCAGCAUCUGGCCUGCUUUGUAGGUGGCAUGGUGGGCCUGGGUGCCCGGCUCAAUGAUUCACCUGAGGAACUCGCCAUCGCAAUCAAACUCACCGAAGGCUGCGUCUGGGCUUACCAAAACACGGCGAGCGGGAUCAUGCCCGAGGUCUUUUACAUCGAUGACUGUCCCUCCGAUGGUUCGUGUGAAUGGACGGAUGAGGGCCACGUCGAACCGGGACAUGAAUACGGCUUCACGCGAAUCUUAGACCCGAGCUACCAGCUGCGCCCUGAGGCAAUCGAGUCGGUCUUUAUUAUGUAUCGUCUUACGGGCAACCCCAUCUGGCAAGAGAAAGGUUGGAACAUGUUCCAGGCAAUCAUGAAGCAUACCAUGACACCGAUUGCGAAUGCACGCAUCAGCGAUGUUACAGGUGCGAAACCGAAGCAGGAUGACUCUAUGGAAAGCUUUUGGUUAGCGGAGACGUUGAAAUACUUUUAUCUGUUAUUCAGCGAGCCUGAUCUUGUUAGUUUGGAUAAUUUUGUCCUGUAA
Aspergillus pseudoviridinutans is the source of this 1611-nucleotide messenger RNA. Its product is annotated as glycoside hydrolase family 47 protein. The transcript is spliced from 3 exons. Gene Ontology annotation, biological process: carbohydrate metabolic process; N-glycan processing. The record is from RefSeq and is a predicted model, not a curated record. Lineage: Eukaryota; Fungi; Ascomycota; Eurotiomycetes; Eurotiales; Aspergillaceae. Gene Ontology annotation, molecular function: calcium ion binding; mannosyl-oligosaccharide 1,2-alpha-mannosidase activity. Gene Ontology annotation, cellular component: endoplasmic reticulum; Golgi membrane. Bases 1 to 1611 code for a protein of 536 amino acids.